Molecule: messenger RNA, 1047 nt
Organism: Pelobates cultripes (western spadefoot toad)
Lineage: Eukaryota; Metazoa; Chordata; Amphibia; Anura; Pelobatidae
Source: the annotation of a GenBank genome assembly
AUGUGGCGUGUUUCUGGAUCGUACUGCUCCUGUGCCAAGAGCUACGGACCGACCCGAUCGCAGAGAUCCGGCAUCCUGAUUCAAGAGACACCAGGGUUCAUCUUGACAGAGAAGAGGAUCCUGACCCGACGUGUGUUCGUCAGCUUGGACCCCAAGAUUUCCAUCGAGAAGGCAUACAACAUUUCAUCGAUGCAGCUUCCUGAGUUACAGACUUGGUACCAGAUGCACCUCCAAAGAGCACAGGACCGUGUGCGAAACAUCUUGGAGCAAGCCCGGAAACCAUUUGUAUCCAGUUCUAUUCCGAUGAGCAACCGACCCAAAAGGUUCCUCACCGCUAUAAUUGUUGCAUUAGUUUGUGCCACUGUCGGUGCAGUUGUCGCAACUGGAAUGUCUGCAGCCAACUCUAUUACUGUCCAAAAGCUGGAUAUGGAAAUCUAUGCGCUAAAGCAACACAUUAACGAUAUUCAUCAGGUGGUAAACCAGCAAAGAACACUUCUCCAAGACGUGUUAACUAUUGUGGAAGACACAGUUGUUACAACAAAUUUGCAUUCGGAGUUAAUUACCAAAUCCACUGAGUUGCACCAAAGUCAUGACUUAUUUAAGCGUGAACUUCUAUUUCUGCAUGACCCAAUAUUGUUCCACACACUUGCUUUUCUCGACGAAGUGCAAACUGGAAUGAUCGAAUUUGCAGGGGGACACAUACCUCUGUAUUUUGUAUCCAAGGAUAUUGUUCAUGCGAUGCUUGCCAGUGUGGAUGGAGAGACAAUUGAGCCUAUGCAAUUAAAUCUGGACUUUGAGAUGGGGAGCGCUAUACCUCUCUUAAUUGAUCCGGAACGUAUGGAGAUUUGCUUUUUAUUGGCCAUACCAUAUGUAACUCUCAAAGACAUUUUUCAAAUGAAAACAAUGUACUAUGAUAAUAAUGAUAUUAUGGUUGAUUGUACUAAGUGUAAAGUUCAAAACUUUUACAGGUACAAAUAUAUACAGAAAUGUUCAUUCCACGCACGGGCCUAUGUUAGAAAUGAUGUGAUUACACAAUAUGUCUGGUAA